AUGAGCGAUGACCCAACACCCUGGGACAACGCGACCGAGAGCGCCACGGUGAGUCCUGUGUCCCCUCAGGAUGGGUACGUGCUGCUCCUCGCCCUGCUCUCCAUCUUCAUCGGGGGCACACUGGUCCUGCUCUCGGGCAUCCUGAUCAUCUGCCGCCGCUGCUGCGAGGCCGACCGCCGGCACUCCAGAGCCAGCGAUGACCCCGAGAAAACCAACACCACUUACCUGGAUGACUCGCAGCAGGCACAGGAUAUCACCGGCAAAGCGGAGGACCCCGAGUGCCUGUCGUCCUCCAGCUACCGGGAUGCGGAGAGCGAGCGGUUCCUGUCCUCCAGCUCCUCCACUGCCCGGCGCGUCUCCUUCAACGAGGCCGCGCUCUUUGAGCAGGGCAAGAAGUCCCAGGAGAAGGGGAGGAGGUACACACUGACAGAGGGGGACUUCCACCACCUGAAGAACGCCCGCCUGACUCACCUGCACCUCCCGCCGCCUGCCCUCAAGAUUGUCACCAUCCACGAGUGUGAGUCCAGUGAGAACAGCCUGGCCAUGACCCCCCGCCUGCCCCCGCCCAAGCCUGGUCUUGCCAUCUUCCAGACCCCCGCAGGAGCCCUGCCCCGGCCAGUGCUCCCCAGCCAUGCCGUGGGCCCCAGCUCUGCCCUGCCCGGGGACACCUACAACUCCACCGUGGACACCAGCUUCACAGAGGCCAGCCCGUCCGCCUCCUCCGACUCCGGGGAGGGGCCCUCGUUCACAGCAGCACCCAGGAGUGCUGGGGCGGGCAGUGCCGGCCCCGGGGAGCCCCCCCCGACCCCUCCCCAGGGCACCGUCCUGCAGUUCUUCACCCGCCUGCGUCGCCACGCCAGCCUGGACGGGGCCAGCCCCUACUUCAGGAUCAAGAAGUGGAAGCUGGAGAGCACCCAGCGGGCGUCCAGCCUGGACACCAGAGGGUCCCCCAAGCGCCGGCAGUUCCAGAGGCAGCGGGCAGCCAGCGAGAGCAUGGACCAAGAGGACCGGGACCCCCAUCAGACCGACAUCAUCCAGUACAUUGCCCACACGGAUGACGUGGCCUUCCACCCCGCGGGGGGCCCCUUCCUGCCCUCCCCCGCCAGCCCCCCACCCUCUCUCGGCAGGCUAGAGCCGGGCGAGGGCGGCGCGGGCAGCCCGGGCGAGUCCGGCGUGCCCGAGCAGCCCAGCGCCUACCACGACAUCUGGAGCCUGCGCGCCUCGCUGGAGCUGUACGCGGCCUCCGAGCGCAGCAACGACCAGGACUCGGUGCGCAGCGACGGCGGGGACAGCGUCUCCUCCGCCAGCGGCGUGCCCCCCUGCCCCUCCCCUUCCCUGGACGAGGCUGAAGGCCCCGAGGAGAAGUUCUGGGGUCGGCCCAAGCCGGAGGAGUCGGAGCCCGGCACACGCAAGCUGCUGCAGAUGGACAGCGGCUACGCCUCCAUCGAGGCGCCCAGCCGGGGGGGCGAGGAGGGCCCCCCCAAGGACCAGACGGCCUCCGAGAAGCGCAUUUGCUUCACCAGCGCCGGGCGGAAAGGAACCAUCUUCGAGAGCUUCGAGGGCCGGGACCCCCUGGCCUGGUCCCCGUACGGGCAGAUGUUCCCGGGGCGGGAGGGGCUGCCCCGGCGGGACUACAGCAUCGACGAGAAGACGGACGCGCUGUUCAACGCCUUCGUGCGCCACGACCCGCAGUUCGACGAGUCUCCGCUGCGGGGGAAGCACCGCUCCCGCACGCACCUGCGCAAGCAGUGGCAGCACACCAAGCAGUUCAGCGACCCCGGCGUGCGGUACCCGGCGCUGGAGCGGCACCGGACGCCCCUGCGCCGCGGCGACAGCGCCAAUUAUCCCCUGGACUCCCGGUUCCACAGUCCCCUGCCCCGCAUCGUCAGCGCCGGCGACGAGGAGGCGGCCGAGGCGGCCGAUGGGGUCCCCCCUGCCCCGGCGCUGCCUGACCCCGAGAUCCAGGUGAUCGUGGAGGAGCCCGGAGAGGCAGCCCCCGAGCCCAAGGCUGGCUCCGAGCCCCUUGAGGACGAUGACUGCCCCGGCCCCGGGAGGUGCUUGGGGCUGGGCUCCGGCUCGGAGCUGAUGGACAAGAUCGCCGGCGGCCUGGAGGAGCGGCUCUAUGGGCACCUGAGGAAAGCGGCAGAGAGAGAGACCCCCGAGUGCACGGUGGCCGUGGCAGCCAGUGAUGCCCCCCCUGACCACAGCACGGUCUAG
Pseudopodoces humilis (Tibetan ground-tit) is the source of this 2217-nucleotide messenger RNA. Lineage: Eukaryota; Metazoa; Chordata; Aves; Passeriformes; Paridae. The record is from RefSeq and is a predicted model, not a curated record.